Myotis brandtii (Brandt's bat) is the source of this 2093-nucleotide messenger RNA. It is a transcript of the gene CATIP, whose product is annotated as ciliogenesis associated TTC17 interacting protein. The record is from RefSeq and is a predicted model, not a curated record. Gene Ontology annotation, biological process: actin filament polymerization; cilium organization. The transcript has 10 exons. Bases 127 to 1176 code for a protein of 349 amino acids. NCBI's taxonomy places the organism in Eukaryota, Metazoa, Chordata, Mammalia, Chiroptera, Vespertilionidae.
ACAACAUGAGGAACUGUAUUAAAGGGUUGCGGCAUUAGGAAGGUUGAGAACCACUGCUCUAAGAUCUGGGUGUUUGGUGAAGUGGCUAAUGGCCCUUUAAGAGGCAGUAGCUAGCUCCCAGUUGCCAUGGAGACAGCUGGAAACAGACUGGGUGGCAGGCAGCAGGCAGCAGGCAGCAUGUCCUCUAAAGUUCAUUCCAAAGGCCUCAAGGCCAAGGACCAGCCGGCCCCAGCCCCAGAGAGUCCGCCGCCCCCAGAGGCCAAUGCUGAAGCCAUUCACUUCCUCAACUCCCUCAGGCAGGAGGAGCUGCAGAUGCUGUUCUUCUCCGAGACUCUGGCCAUGGUCUCGCAAACAGGGGAGCCUCAGGGAGAGCUGACCAUUGAGGUGCAGAGUGGGAAGCACGAAGACAACAUGGGCACCAUGUCGCCAUGCGCCCUCGUGCACGCCUUUAGCCGUGGCUUCGUGGACAAGAUGCUCUGCGGAAACUCUCUCCUGGGCUAUCUCACGUGGAACCUGGAGAUCAUGGAACAACAUAGUCAGGAGUUCGUCAAGUUCCACAUCCUCCCCAUGGAGCAGAAGACGAGUUUGCUGAAGCAGGGGGACCAGCUGGCCAUGACCAGAAGUAUCAAGGAGGGUGAGGAAGUGAGGAACGAAGUGACAUUCUUCCCCUGGCACUCAACUGCGGGCUUCAUCUCCCAGGCUGCCAACCUGCUGCUGCUGAGGGUGAUGGCCUGGAGGCAGAUGGUGCCCAGUAAUGCCCGCUUCCUGGCCUUGGACAUGGAGGGCAAAUUCUGCUAUUCCACCUACAAAGCCCUGGGCUCCCAGACCAUCCAGGUGGACCGUCAGCAGGCGGACACAUUCAUCGUGGAGCAGACCGUGCACUCGGUGGAGGGCAUCCCCUUCUCCUGCCAGUUCUACCUGCUGUCUGACGGGCACCUGGCCAAGCGAGUCCAGGUGGGCUCCCCCGGCUGCUGCAUCAUCACCAAGAUGCCCGUCUUGAGGGAGGAGGAUGAGAUUGAGCCUCGCCCAGUGUUUGAGAAGAAGCCCCUGGCGUGGGAGGAGGACAUAGAGCUGUACUCGAGGUUCCUGGAACGGAAGGUCUUCAUUUGUCCGGAUGAGGCCCAUCCACAACAGCAAUGGGAAUCUACUUCACUCAAUCUACCAGUUCAAAGUUGAUCUCCUCCAAAAACACCCUCACCAGCACACCCACAUAUCAGUCACAUCCUGGUCCAAUCAAGUUGGCACAUAAAAUUAACCCUCACAACAUACUACACCAGCCAUGCCCGCAUGAGCCCAAGGCAGUGAUUGGGAAAUGUGCACAAACCUAGUGGUCAGGGACGGUGAUGGGAGCUUGAGCAAUAGGGUUGCACAAACCAUGAUGCUGCUCUCUCCUGUCUGACUCAUCAUUCACCCACUCCCCCACUUUCCAGUCCCUCCAGCCUCCUCCAUCAACUAGGAGUCAGGGUAUUGACUGCCUCCCCUGACCCUGGGUUUCCGAGCUUUGGUAAAGUUUUUGAUUCAACAUCGGCAUACAUCACGUCCCAGAUCAAGUCUGGCCCUGAGAACCUGACUGGGCUCUCUCUAGGUCUUGAGAUCUCAGACUUUGGAGUUGGAUACUCCAUAACAAUUCCAGUUUUGAAUCUUCUUGACAGAAAAAGAAGGCCACAAGAUAGAAGGCAUGAGGGGUAUGGGAGGGAGAAGAACUUGAGGGAGGGAAGUGGGGAGCACAGAAGCUGCCAAAGGGAAGAGACUGGGAGCUGGAGGAGUCUUGCCCACCGUUUAUCCAGAGGUUACAGGAUAAUACUUCUCAAGUAGACCCAGCCCGUAGGAAUGUUUUGUUUAGAUUAUACAAUAUUUUCAAUGUUUUGGGGUCUAGUAUUCAAAAAGCCUAUUUUGCAUAAAAUUCCUAGCAUCCUUGACAAAUCAGAAGGCACUGUGACAAUCUGCCCACAUGGCAAUUGGCUGGAACUCCAAAGGCACUGCCCUCCUCAGACAGAGUAUCUGACCUCUGUUUUGCUACAGUCACCACUGUUCCCUACUGUCUCCUCACACAGAGGCGCAGCAUCAUUUGUCAUUUAACACUGAGCUGGUGC